Messenger RNA from Rhizophagus irregularis DAOM 181602=DAOM 197198, 791 nucleotides. RefSeq lists its product as uncharacterized. Gene Ontology annotation, molecular function: thiosulfate-cyanide sulfurtransferase activity. NCBI's taxonomy places the organism in Eukaryota, Fungi, Glomeromycota, Glomeromycetes, Glomerales, Glomeraceae. The record is from RefSeq and is a predicted model, not a curated record.
UUUCAUUUUCUCAAAAUAAUGAAAUCAUGGAUUUCCUUCUUUUUAACUGACGCACGCACAUUUGUUUAUUGCAAGCAAAAAAAAAAAAAAAAAUGUUUAGUAUUUUAAAGCCUACGAAUUUUGCCAAAUUGCAUAUACUUGUACCAAAGACACCAUCAAAUCCUUACUUCACCAACUAUAAAACUCGCCAAUUUUCUCAGUCGACUAUUGUGUUUAACAGAUUUUCAGAAUUAGCUAAAAAAAUUAAAGAAUCAUAUCCGAUUUCUGAAAUAACACCACAAGAACUUCAUUCAUCACUCAAUUCAUCAUUAUCUACUACUUCUAAUUUAUCUCCUACACCAAAGCAACCUCCAAUUAUUAUUGAUGUUCGAGAAAAAGAUGAACAAUUAAGAGGAAUUAUACCAACAGCAAUUCCUUUACCACGCGGUAUAUUAGAAAGAGAUGUUGAAAGAAAAGUGACAAGUGUUAAAGAAGUAAAUGAUUUGGAAAAUGGAAGAGAUAUUGUUGUUUAUUGUGCGGGUGGUUUAAGAAGUAUAAUGGCAGCAGAAAGUUUAAUUAGAUUAGGAUAUAAAAAAGAAAAUGUUAAAAGCUUAAUAGGUGGAUAUGAUAAUUGGAAAGAAAGUGGAUUUGAAGUGGCUGAUUAUGAAACUUCAAAAAAAAUGUAAGCUAGAAUAAUUAUUCAAACAUUAAUAUUGUGAAUUCUAUUAUAAUUUUUUAAAAUAAUUUUUGAACUUUAAUCUAUUAAAAUAGAUAAACUAAUUAAUAACACAAUUUUUAUUUGUAUAUUGUAA